GGAGCCUAGUAGCUAGUACGAGGAGGAGUGUGUUUGAUUGUUGCAAUUGCAAGCCUCAAUGGCGGAUAGAGCGGGAUAGCGGCUUUGCGGACAAUAAUAUCUCGGUACUUCUCUAUUUGUGGCGUGACUUGGUCCGCCGUAUUUUCCCGUGGAUCCUACGGAAGAGGGGACUCCGGUGCAUGCAGCAAAGUUGCGGUAGUUGAGGUUUAAAUCUGUCACUUCUUUUAGGCCGAUUUAACCUGGCUAACUGGCUGGCUAGCUAGCUAACAAGCGAAGGAAGUUGCUCCUUCAAUUCACAGUGGCUAGCUAAAUAUGGGAGACUCUCUUGAACUGAUUGGGAAGCGAAUUCUAUUGCUCCUCAACGAUGGCAGGUCUGCAGCCGGACCCGAAGCGGAACAGGCCACCUGGACUCGUGACUGGCUCCGGGGGACCGUCCGGGCGGUCAGCGUCAUAGGUUUGGCCAGCCCAGGGGUAGAGGUGAGCGGAGGAGAGGCGACAACAACAACAGCAGCUGCGGGGCUGACGGUGUUUGUGGAGUUUGAGGACUGUGCAUGGCGCAGGCGGUCCUGGGUACAGGUUUACGGGGAGGAGGUGAGAGCUGUACUGGUCGAGUCCUCCAUCGUCUGGGCUAACCGCAGCAGCAACCCCAACCAGAACCACCCUGCAGCUGGGGGAGCCCCUGGGACAGCCUGGCCUGCCCUGACGUUCCGGUCUCUAGUGGACCGUGUGGGUCUGGGUUCCUUGGUCCCUGUGGAGUUCUUCGGGAACAGAACCCUCAGCAUCCUCCCUGACGGGAAUUCACUCCAGAGAUUUGAGGUAGAGAAAGACGUGAGGCACUCUCUCCUGCUGGAGCAGCCCUCUCUGCAAGCUGCAGUGUCCAGCUGGCACAGUGACUUUGAGCUGCAGGAGAUCCUCAGGAAGGGCUCCUACACCAUCCAGGGCAGGAGGGUUCAGGUUUACCAGUGUGAGUUUGACGAGCACUGGGCCCUGGGCCUGGUCUCUCGGCAUGACCCCAACUCACACAUCAUGGAGAUCACCAUGGACCAGGGAGAGGAGACCCAGGUGGUGGAUCCACGGGUAAUGCACGUGAUGCUAGCUGAAGAUCACUUUGAUGAGAACGGCAAGAAUGCUCGGCGGAGGAAGGAGAGCGAUGGAGGGAAGGGCGAGAGCGGCCGUAGACGGAGGACAGCCUCGGAAGGCGAGGAGGACGUGACUCUGAAGCGUUUUAAGGGGGCGGGAGAGGGAGCAGCGGAGGGACAGAACGGAAGCGGCUCCACCAAGGGGAUGGUGACGUGGGGAGCAGAGGUAACAACUGGAGGCGAAGACGGAGGAAGCAGAGUGAACAGCACUACCAACAAUAAUGCAGUUCCUCUGAAGUCACAGAAGGUCACGCCGCCCCCGAAAAGCAUUUCCUCCCAAAUGGACCAAACGAACGCUCCGCCGCGGUACCCUAAGGAGAACGGACGCACACAGGACAGACAGGGGUCUGCCGACUCAACCUCUACAGUCACCCCCACCCCACCCCCCCUCAAACCGGCCCCCUCCCCAUUCUCCAACACCUCCUUCCCCUCUCUGGGCCAGAUGCCCAGCCUUGUCCCUGGAGCUCCGGCCGCCAAGCCUUCCCCAGCACCCCCAACCCUAGAGAGCGAGGAGCCAUCUCAGUCUACCUACCCCAAGACGGCUGCCCUGGUGUCCCCUGGCCCGGUGACCAUCUCGUCCCCAUCGCAGGGCAGUGCCCCCAGCGUGGCCCUCUCUGCCACCCUGGGCUUCAGCCCCAAACCCACCGCCUGGACAGGACCACCCAACCAGACGGAGGGCUCUAAGCCCAUCCUGGCUGCGGCUGGGUUCCGGCUGCCCCAGUCCAAGCCUGCUGGUGCUUCUGUGUUCGGAGAGGUAAGCUCCCAGACCAACGGUUCCUCCAACACAGCGUCAGCCUCCCAGGACACCUCCAGACCCUUCGGCUUUGCCUUCAGAGGCGCCAAGAACAACGAGGCCCAACCGCAGCAGCAAGACCAGAACUUAUUCUUCCAGUGUAUGAGUCAGAAGACUGGCCAGAAUCCUGGUGGUCCUAAUCAGAACCAGAGUCCAGGCCUAGGUCAGAGCCAGGCUAAAGACGCCAACUACUUCACAGCAGUGUCAGAGAGCUUGACUAAGGAGCCUCCUAGCCUGUUCAAGCCCUCCGCCUCCACAGAGGGACUCAAAAAGACUGUUCUGGCCCCCGCGUCAGCUGGCCUGUUUGGCUCGGCUACAGCUCAUCUCAAAGAGCAGUCUAAAGUGCCUGAGACCCAGCCGGCAGGCAACGGAGUGCUCAACAAGCCUUUCGGAGGGGACCAACUCUCGCCUUCCUUCAGCAGCGGCUCUGGGGGGAUGAGGAACUCUGUUCUGGGAAUGGGGGCGAUUGGCACCCCCCUGGCUCCGGCCUCUGGAGCUCUGAGUGGCGCUAACAACAGGAGUGGCACUAACGGUGGCGUGGUGGGUGGCUUCGGCACCAAGACAGACAGCCACCAGAACCUGUUCCUCCAGGGCUCCAAGGAGCCCUCCAACCCCUUCCUGGCCUAUGGGGAGAAGCUCUCCCACAGCCCCUUUAGCGGCAAACCAUCCCCUCUGGAGCCUGAGACCCUGGGCCCUGCCUCUGCCUCGGAGAGCAAACCCAAUCUAUUCACAAUGGCAGAGCCGCCCAAGGGCAUCCUGUCUUCCCCCUUUGCCUCCCUCUCAGGCGCCGCUGCCUCCAGUUCUUCCUCCCCGGUACCUGCCUUCACACAGAGGCCCCAGUCUGACGCCCCCUCCAAGCCCAAGGAGGGCGCCUCCACAGGGGAACAGGGCUCCUCAGCUGAGGGUGGUUCUCUGGAUGACCGGCCCAGCUCCACCUCGGGCUUCCCGGUGUUUGGGAGCGCCGUCCCUGGGGGGAGUGGUGAGGACGCGCCCAUGCCAUUUGACCAGGGCCAGGCCCAGAAGUUUGCCCUGGAGGAGCGAGGCCAGGCGUCUAAACGGGACUCUGACUCCAGUGAUAACAGCGACCUGUCAGACCUGAGUGAGACUGAGGAGGGGUUGGAGAGAGGGCAGGCCCCUGGGGGCCUCCCGGGGCCCGUCAAGGAGGGAGCCAUGCUGCUGCAGAAGGGUAAAGGCCCCGGGGUGGCCAAGAGCAGGCCACGCAACAAGCCCUUCAAAGUGGGCCAGUCAGUGCUGAAGGACGUGACUAAGGUGCGCCGUCUGAAGCAGUCAGGAGAGUCGUUCCUGCAGGAUGGCUCCUGUAUCAACGUGGCGCCCCACCUCCACAAGUGUCGCGAGUGUCGCAUGGAGCGCUACAGGAAGUACCGGGAGCAGGAGCCUGAUGACGACGACCCCAACGUGGCCUGCCGCUUCUUCCACUUCCGCAGGCUGGCGUUCACGCGUAAGGGCGUCCUGCGUGUCGAGGGCUUCCUGAGCCCCCAGCAGAGCGAUGCCAUGGCCAUGGGGCUGUGGCUUCCCUCGCCGUCCGUACAGGAGGGCCUGGACCUGGACACCUCCAAGUACAUCCUGGCCAACGUGGGAGACCAAUUCUGUCAGCUCGUCAUGUCUGAGAAGGAGGCCAUGAUGAUGGUCGAGCCUCACCAGAAAGUGGCAUGGAAGCGUGCGGUGCGCGGCGUCAGGGAGAUGUGUGAUGUAUGUGAGACCACCCUCUUCAACAUCCACUGGGUCUGCAGGAAGUGUGGCUUCGGGGUGUGUCUGGACUGCUACCGGCAACGCAGGAACCGCCCUCUGGAGGAGGUGGACGAGGGGCCUGAUGACGAGGUGUUCUCCUGGUUGAAGUGUGUCAAAGGACAGAGACACGAGCCCCAGAGCCUCAUGCCCACACAGAUCAUACCUGGAACAGCUCUCUAUAACAUAGGGGAUAUGGUGCACUCAGCCCGGGGAAAAUGGGGCAUCAAGGCAAACUGCCCCUGCACCAGCCGGCACCACAGGCCCCUACUGCGCCCUAGCGCCCCCAACGGCAUAUCACAGCAGUCUGCAGUGUCCUCCAGCAUGGGGAGCAGUGGUAGUGGACCAAUUACAGGUGGUGGGGGGCCAGCGGGUUCAACCACUCCUAAACCAGAGGGGGGGGAGACGACAGUGGUCAAAACGGAGUCUACAUCCAGCACAACGUCAUCCGAGGCGGGAGGAGGAGGGGUUGAUACUAUCUCCACCAACAGUACCAGUGCCCCCCCUAACUCUGCCCAGACCGCCACCCCCAAGGACCCCCGCCCCUCCACGGGUGAGGGCAACUCCACCGCCCUGCACUGGCUGGCAGACCUGGCCACUCAGAAAGCCAAGGUGGAGGAGACUAAAGACUCUGGGUCGCUGCGCUCGGUGAUGGGCCAGGACACACGUUCUCCCUUCGGCCUUGACUCGUUCAACGCCCUGUCCAAGCCUUCAUCCUCCUCCUCUUCCUCCUCUAGUCCUAAGCUGUUCAACAGCCUGCUGCUGGGCUCCAGCAACACCCAGCCCAAACCAGAGGGCUCCAGCCUCCGAGACCUGCUCAACUCUGGUCCCGGGAGGCUCCCCAAGGCCCCCGGAGACACUGGAAUACCCUUCCCCUCAGUCUUCUCCACUUCAGCCGCUGGGGACAAGAUGAAGGGCAGCCUGCCUAACUUCCUGGACCAUAUCAUUGCCUCGGUGGUGGAGACCAAGAAGGCGGAGGGCCGGCGUACGGGCGAGGGGGGCAGCGAGCUGGGCGGGGUGGGCCGCAGGGACGGGGUGAUGGGCCUCAGCGUGCUGGACCCCCACACCUCCCACUCCUGGCUCUGUGACGGACGCCUGCUCUGCCUGCAGGAUCCCUCCAACACCAACAACUGGAAGAUCUUCAGAGAGUGCUGGAAACAGGGCCAGCCGGUCCUAGUGUCUGGUAUCCAUAAGCGUCUGAAGGGGACUCUGUGGCGGCCUGAGGCCUUCAGUGAGGAGUUUGGGGACCAGGAUGUUGACCUGGUCAACUGUCGGAACUGUGCCAUCAUUUCUGACUUCAAGGUCCGUGACUUUUGGGACGGCUUCCAGGUCAUCUCCAAGCGUCUGAAGGGUAGUGAUGGCCAGCCCAUGGUUCUGAAGCUGAAGGACUGGCCUCCUGGAGAAGACUUCAGAGACAUGAUGCCUACACGGUUUGAUGAUCUGAUGGACAACCUCCCCCUCCCAGAGUACACUAAGCGAGACGGCCGUCUGAACCUGGCCUCCCGUCUGCCCAACUUCUUUGUCAGGCCAGACCUGGGGCCUAAGAUGUACAAUGCCUACGGUCUGAUCGAGACAGAAGACCGGAGUGUUGGCACUACCAACCUGCAUCUGGAUGUGUCUGAUGCCGUCAACGUCAUGGUGUACGUGGGCAUCCCCGAGGGAGAGGGAGACCACGUCAAGGAGGUGAUGAGCACCAUCGAGGAGGGUGACGUAGAUGAGAUGACCAAGAGGAGGGUGUACGAAGCCAAGGAGAAGCCCGGGGCACUCUGGCACAUCUACGCCGCCAAGGACGCCGAGAAGAUCCGCGAGCUGCUCCGCAAGGUGGGUGAGGAGCAGGGCCAGGAGAACCCUCCGGACCACGACCCUAUCCACGACCAGAGCUGGUACCUGGACGGGGUGCUGCGCAGGAGGCUGUACGAGGAGUACGGCGUGCAGGGCUGGGCCAUCGUACAGUUCCUGGGAGACGCUGUCUUCAUCCCCGCUGGGGCUCCCCACCAGGUGCAUAACCUGUACAGCUGUAUCAAGGUGGCGGAGGACUUUGUGUCUCCUGAGCAUGUGAAGCACUGUUUCAGACUGACCCAGGAGUUCAGACACCUGUCCACCACACACUCCAACCACGAGGACAAGCUGCAGGUGAAGAACAUCAUCUACCAUGCCGUAAAGGACGCUGUGGGGACACUGAGGGCCCACGAACCCAAGCUAGCACGCUCUUAGUGCCCGCUAAACACACACACACACACACACACAAGCUGCAGUUAUAGAGUAGAGUUCUCGGUGUGCAGAGAGAGGCACGGUGAUGUGCUCACAACUCUCUUAGUUUGUGGGGGGUGGGGAGGGUCUAUAGUCAUGACUUGGAUGAAGGCAGUACUACUUCAUCGCUGUUACACGACAUGCUCUACAUGUCUUAGUUGUUUUCCAAUUCACUUCUGAUGAACUCUGUAUUUAAGGUCCGUGUGUCCUGUUUGUUUAUGGAAGGGGAGUAUGUGAUGUGAGGAGAUUCAGCUUCUGUGUAGCGUCUGACUAAAUGUGAGCACUGGGCUGUGUUUCCUUUUUUGACCACCAUUGAUAUUAUUAUUCUUCCUUAGAAGAGAGGUUUCACUUGCUUUUAGAUAUUUUUUUUGUUGGUUUUAAAAUCAGAUUUCCUUCCACCUUUAGUGGUGGAAUUAAGACUUGUGCAAGUAACAAGCAUCGAAGUGAACUAGACCAAAGUUUUGUAUUUUUAGUUGUCUUAUUUUUAAUUAAAAGCAAGGACUUAACAUGUUUUCUUUAUUUUAUGGAGGGUAAUUCAGAGUAUUCGCUUUGAAUGCUUGACAGAGUGGCUUUGAGAAAUGUAUCCAUUUAUUUGGUCACCUUUGUUGUCCCAAGGUUUGCAUGGAUGAAGUGCAGACUUCAAAACGUUGUACAAGAAUCACGAUUCCAACUGAACAGAAACUACUGGCCGUUAACAAUGUAUCAAUAUAUAUCGAUGAUCCUAGUCUGUUUGAUUUUUCAAAAUAAAGUUCACAAAUAAUUAAAUGUAA
Coregonus clupeaformis (lake whitefish) is the source of this 6698-nucleotide messenger RNA. RefSeq names its product lysine-specific demethylase 3B. Gene Ontology annotation, cellular component: chromatin; histone deacetylase complex. Lineage: Eukaryota; Metazoa; Chordata; Actinopteri; Salmoniformes; Salmonidae. The record is from RefSeq and is a predicted model, not a curated record. Gene Ontology annotation, molecular function: chromatin DNA binding; transcription coregulator activity; histone H3K9 demethylase activity. Gene Ontology annotation, biological process: regulation of transcription by RNA polymerase II.